Molecule: messenger RNA, 842 nt
Organism: Tupaia belangeri chinensis (Chinese tree shrew)
Lineage: Eukaryota; Metazoa; Chordata; Mammalia; Scandentia; Tupaiidae
Gene: PLSCR5
Product: phospholipid scramblase family member 5
Exons: 7
Biological process (GO): plasma membrane phospholipid scrambling
Cellular component (GO): plasma membrane
Molecular function (GO): phospholipid scramblase activity
Source: RefSeq, a predicted model, not a curated record
GCUACCGAAGGGCUUGUUGCAGUAUUUCCCAGAAACCUGAAGAUGCAGACAGAUGUUAAGAGGACCAGGUGAGCACACUGAGCAAGGCACAAGAACCAAGGCACAAGAAAAGCCUUUUCUUUUAACCUGGCUGCCUUUGAAGAAGUGGCUCAGACGUCUUCAUGGCCUCGAAAGAUACACAGAACCAAAGACAUAGAGUUCUGCCUGGUUUUCUCCCUGGUGCUACAGACCCACGCCAGAGCCUUCCAGCCCCUGCUUCCAGCUUGAGGACCCAGGCAUGGCAGUCAGGUGUCCCUCCACCAAGCAGCUUUCUGCCAACAUUAGACCUGAUAAUUAUACACCAGCAAGUGGAGCUUCUUGGAAUGAUACUUGGCACUGAGACCUCCAACAAAUAUGAGAUUAAAAACAGCGUGGGACAAAGAAUUUACUUUGCAGUGGAGGAAAGCAUCUGCUUCAAUCGCACUUUCUGUUCCACGCUGCGAUCUUGCACCCUGCGGGUCAGCGAUAACUCAGGGCGAGAGGUGAUCACAGUCAACAGGCCCUUGAGGUGCAACAGCUGCUGCUGCCCUUGCUACCUACAAGAGUUAGAAAUCCAAGCCCCUCCUGGUACUAUCGUGGCUUAUGUGGCACAGAAGUGGGACCCCUUUCUGCCUAAAUUUACAAUCCAAAAUGCAAACAAAGAAGACAUCUUGAAAAUCGUUGGUCCUUGUGCAACAUGUGGUUGUUUUGGCGACGUGGAUUUUGAGGUGAAAACCAUUAACGACAAGCUUACAAUAGGAAAGAUUUCGAAGUACUGGUCAGGAUUCGUAAACAAUGUCUUCACAAACGCAGACAACUUUGGG